This is a messenger RNA of Dictyostelium purpureum, 1047 nucleotides long. RefSeq lists its product as uncharacterized. The record is from RefSeq and is a predicted model, not a curated record. NCBI's taxonomy places the organism in Eukaryota, Evosea, Eumycetozoa, Dictyosteliales, Dictyosteliaceae. The annotation marks the transcript as partial. The transcript is spliced from 2 exons.
GAAAAAUUAUUUUUUUCAGUAUGGAGAAACAAGUAUCUAUUAUGCGAAAUACAAAGACAUCACAGGUUAUAUAGAAAAAAUAAAAUAAUUCAUAUUGACAAAUCAAUGGAUCAACUUAGAUACCAUCCACAUCGAAGAUAUGCAACAGAAAUUAGAAUUAAUAUUAAUGAACCAUUAGAGCCACAUGGUAAAUUAAUACCCUAUGGUACAGCAAAAUUAAAAUUCAUUGAUAAAUUUAAUAAACCAAUUCAAGCAGGCGAUAUUCCAACAACGGUGACUUGUUUAAAAUUCAAUCAUAAUUAUUAUUCUCAUCAAAUCGAUAUUAAAUCAGUUGUUCCAUCAAGUGUUACUGAAUUAAGACUCGGUAUAAAUCAAGAAAUUUCACCAAAUACAUUACCACCAUCACUUACUAAUCUAUAUCUUGCAUCUUACAAUCAACCGCUCCAACCAAAUAUUCUUCCGGAAUUAAUCACCGAUCUAGCCAUGGACAAUUUUAAUCAUCCAUUAUCAAACUCUCUAUCAGCACUACAUUCAUUAAAAGAACUCUAUUUAGAUAACUUUAAUCAAGAGAUAUCAAUCCAAACAUUUCCACACUCAAUCGAAACAUUAAUUUUUUAUAGAUUUAAUCAAAUUAUAAAACCAAAUGUACUUCCACCAUCAAUAACCAAACUCAUUUUAGUUGCAUAUAACCACCCACUAUCACACGGUGUACUUCCAAAAUCAAUAACUGAACUAAGUAUGAGCUACUUUAAUCACCCUUUAUCCAACUAUCUAUCUUCGCUACAUUCGUUAAAAGAACUCUAUUUACGAGAAUUUAAUCAAGAGAUAUCGAUCGAAACAUUCCCACCCUCAAUUGAAUCAUUAAGAUUGAUGAGAUUUAAUCAAGUAAUAAAACCAAAUGUACUUCCUCCAUCAUUAACUAAACUCAUUUUAGAUAAAUAUAAUCACCCAUUAGAACCACAAGUAAUACCGCCAAAUGUGGAUCAUUUAGAGUUAAAAUCAUAUAAUCAUAAUCUUGAUAAACAUCUAUUCCCAAAUAAUUUAAAA